Molecule: messenger RNA, 2528 nt
Organism: Myxocyprinus asiaticus (Chinese sucker)
Lineage: Eukaryota; Metazoa; Chordata; Actinopteri; Cypriniformes; Catostomidae
Product: PDZ domain-containing protein 11
Exons: 6
Coding region: 238-666 (142 amino acids)
Biological process (GO): neurotransmitter secretion; maintenance of epithelial cell apical/basal polarity; protein localization to basolateral plasma membrane
Cellular component (GO): basolateral plasma membrane; cell-cell junction; synapse
Molecular function (GO): protein binding
Source: RefSeq, a predicted model, not a curated record
CAAAACUGUCGGGCAAAAUUAUCAGCUGUACAUAUUGCAUGUUUUUAAUUUUAGUAUGAACAGAUUUUUAACUUUCGCCUCUUUACGCAACAUUUUGAGAAUUCGUAUCUGUGGCUCUUUGUGCAGCGCUUCAUAUGUUUAUUGUUGAGCGUUAGCAAGUUAGCCAGUUGUGCUCACAGUACAAUAAGAACCGUAGAGAGUGAAUUUGCAUCCCUUUAAUCAUAAAGCUCGAAAAACAUGGAGCAAAAGAUUCCAUAUGAUGACUGUCAACUACCAGUAGUCUUUCUUCCGUCCUAUGAAAACCCACCUGCCUGGAUCCCUCCACAGGAGAGGAUACAUCACCCUGACUAUAACAACGAGCUCACUCAGUUCCUGCCUCGCACUGUAGUCUUAAAAAAGCCCCCUGGUGCACAACUGGGCUUCAAUAUCCGUGGCGGAAAGGCCUCACAGCUUGGUAUAUUUAUUUCUAAAGUGGUACCAGAUUCUGAUGCCCAUAGGGCUGGACUUCAAGAGGGUGAUCAGGUGCUUUCUGUCAAUGAUGUGGAUUUUCAAGACAUAGAACAUUCAAGGGCUGUGGAGAUUCUAAAGACAGCAAGAGAGAUUUUAAUGAAGGUUCGCUACUUCCCUUACAAUUACCAGAGGCAGAAGGAAAGGACUGUACACUAAGUGGCAGAGCUGAGCCUCAUCAGAAUCAGAAUGAGCUUUAUUGCCAAGUAUGCUUACACAUACAAUGAAUUUGUCUUGGUGACAGAAGCUUCCAGUGCACAAACAAUACAACAACAAGACAGAGAUAAUAAUAAAAAAAAUAGAAUAAAAAUAAAAAGUGAAAAGAAAAUAUAAGUAUAUAGAAAUACAUACUAAGCCUAUAUAUAUAUAUAUAUAUAUAUAUAUAUACACACACACACACACAUAAAUAUUACAAAUCUGUUAUAUGCAGAUGCAAGGGAAUGUAAUGGCAGAAGAGGUAGGAUGUGUUGGAUGAAUAUAAAUAGACUAAGCUGUGUAUUGCACAUAAUUAUUGUUCAGUGGGGCAAUUUAACUGUUCAUAAGAUGGAUAGCCUGACGGUUCUGGUGCUCAGUGCUCUGUAGCGCCAUCCAGAAGGCAACAGUUCAAAAACGUAGUGGGCUGGGUGAGUGGGGUCCAGAGUGAUUUUUUUCAGCCUUUUCCUCACUCUGGAAGUGUACAGUUCUUGAAGAGAGGGCAGGGGGCAACCUGUAAUCCUCUCAGCAGCCCGAACUGUCCUUUGUAGUCUUCUGAUGUCCGAUUUCUUAGCUGAACCAAACCAGACAGUAAUUGAAGUGCAGAGGACAGACUCAGUGAGGAACAAGUGAUGCAGCUGAUGAGGAUUUGGUGCCUUCCUCCCACUAAUUACUUUCGCUGACUAAAACACUGUCCAAAAAAAUUAUUUCCAAACACUCAAGGGUUCGUCUGAAGAUUCAGCACUUUGAAUAAGCCAGCUGUGUAGAUUCAUACAUGGCUUUUAACUGAUUCUUUACGUAUGUGUCAAAGCCAUGGCCUAGCGUUUGGCAUAUGUGCUACAAUGUUGAGAUGCUCAUGAAAGUGACUCAAGUUUAAAUCUAGCCUGCAACAUUAUCUGACCCUGUGCCCUCUCUCUGCCCAUCAUUUCCAAUCCUUUCUCUACUCUCCUCACUAAUCAAAGUGGCAAAAGGGCAAAUAAAGCUAAACCUUUGAGGUUAGAUUCAAAAUCUGCUUUAUUUAGACUUUCCCCAUCUUUGGGGAAAAUAAGCAUAUUCUAUGACAUGCAUAUUAAAAGUAUGGUAGAAGUGUUAUUUAUUGAGUGAAAUUACUGUAUACAGUGAUAGGGCACAUCAAUAAUAAAUUAUGGUCUGCUGUGAGUAUUAUUAUCAGUAAUAUCAAUUUCAGACAUUUAUUAAAUGAAACCGAGAUUAAAGUCCAAUAUGUAAUAUUCUUCAUAUGAUCUAUUUCAUCUUAUUUUGUGAUUACAUUUCAGUUGUGCAAUCUGAAGCCAAGUAAUAAAUGAUUGCAUCAGUGAAAUGCAUUUUGAUGUCCUGCUGACAAAUAUGUUGCUACUGACAAGUGUAAUUAAAUCAGUAUCCGUAACAAGAAAUGUAACAUAAAAAAAAUAUUGUUUUUAUUUUUAAAUAAAUGUGUGGAGUCACAGAAAGUAAAAGACAAUGCGAGAAGAGAAUAUGUUGUUGCAGGACUUAGUAUUGUUUUCAAACUAGUUACUGUGGCAAGAUUACAGUUAAAAUGUAAGGUAGUGUGGCUAUGUUAAUGAUGUAUCUCUGCUAGUGAGCAGUUUAAUGGUAGUACUGGAAAUACCAAGUACAUUUAGGUUUUACAUUAAACGAAUUUACUGAAUGACAUCAUUAUACAUUUUGCAAUGUGGAACACCUGGACUAAGAUGUUUUGUUAGGCAAAUGUAAAUAUACCUAGCUAGGCAUUGAUCAAUGGUCAUGUGAGCCAACAUUAAGCAGUGUCAUUAAUAACCCUACCAAAAUUCUUCAUUCUUAUUGUAAAAAAAAAAAUAAAGUCUUCAAAAACA